AUGGGUAUCCAGGGACUUUUACCGCAAUUGAAACCCAUUCAAAAUCCUGUCGGAUUGCAUAGAUAUGAGGGCCAAACAUUAGCCAUUGAUGGAUAUGCCUGGCUGCAUAGGGCUGCAUGUUCUUGCGCGUAUGAACUAGCCAUGGAGAAACCCACUCAAAAAUAUCUUCAGUUCUUUAUUAAGAAAUUUAGCAUGCUAAGAAAAUUCAACAUUGAGCCUUAUUUAGUUUUUGAUGGUGAUUCCAUUCCUGUGAAGAAGGGCACUGAACUUAAGAGACGUGAAAGGAGGGUCGAGAAUAGAGCCAUUGCAGAAAGAUUAUGGACAUCAGGAGAGAAAAAGAAUGCUAUGGAUUACUUCCAAAAAUGUGUGGAUAUUACACCUGAUAUGGCGAAGUGCGUUAUUGAUUACUGUAAAGUCAACCAGAUAAAUUAUAUUGUCGCCCCAUUUGAAGCAGACUCCCAAAUGGUAUAUUUGGAACAAACUGGGAUUGUGCAAGGUAUUAUAUCUGAAGAUUCUGAUUUAUUGGUUUUUGGAUGCCGAAGAUUAAUUACAAAAUUGAAUGAUUAUGGUGAAUGCAUUGAAAUCUGCAAAGAUGAUUUUAAUAAGCUACCGAGAAAGUUUCCUUUAGGUCAACUAAAUAUGGAAUGUUUUAGAACAUUGGUCUGUUUAUCAGGAUGUGAUUAUACUGAUGGAAUUCCCAAAGUGGGACUUGUUACUGCCAUGAAGAUGGUAUAUAAACUCCGGAAUAUGGAUCGAAUAUUAUUAAGCAUUCAAAGAGAUGGUAAAUUGAAGAUUCCAACAACAUUUAAAGAUGAAUAUAAAUUGGCCAAUUAUGCGUUCCAAUAUCAACGUGUAUUUUGUCCUAUCUCUCGCCGAAUUGUUCCAUUGAAUAAGAUACCUGAAGAGAAAUUUACCGCAGAUGAUUUAAUAAUAUUGUCACAAUGCAUUGGUAAUGUUAUACAUAGAGACUCACAAGUGAAGCAAUGUGUUAUAAACGAUGAAGAUAUCGAUCAUGAAUUACAUGCAAGAAUAGCCAAUGGUGAUUUGAAUCCUUAUGAUUUCCAUCGACCUCUGACCAAUAGAGAGCAAAAAUUACAAUUAGUAUCGAAAUCAGAAAUGGGAAUAUCAAUACCCUCAAAGAAUCAAGGAGAAACGAAGGGUAUUGACUCAUUCUUCAAGAAAACAGCUUUGAAAGUGACAGAGAAAAAGGCCGUCAAUGUUGUUCAAAAUAAGAAGAUUCCACAAUUUCUUUCGACAAGUAGUUUUAAUAUCAACAACAAAAACAAAACCCAUGAAGGUCGGUUGGAGGCUAUGUUAAAACGAAGAAAGUUGAGCAAUCAAAAUACGAAAUCACAAAUAGAAGACUCGACAACAACAUCCAGUAAAUUUUUCACGAAGUUACCAGGAAUGACAGAUGUGAAAAUAAGUACAUCUACGGUUAGUCAAAAUUUAUCAUCAGAAAUUGAAACAGAAGUACCUGAAUCAGAACUCCCCACUCAGGUGCCAAGUUCAUUUACACGAAUUACACCUGAUACUGUAACGGAUAACGAUGAUGAGGAUGCUAAGGACGAAGAGGAAACUAAAUUUGAAGACGGCGAUUCUGAAAUCUUGAAUGAAGUAGAUAGUGAGGAAGAAGAGUUAAUUGUCAAAAAGAAAGAAAUACCACCUAUAGAAAGCGAAGGCGUCGUAGAUGAUAUGAUUCCAGAAACAAGGGUAUCAUCUGGUUCAUUGCAAAGGUUUAGAUACUCAUUUACUGAGAAACUGAAAACAGAACUAAUCGAGCGAAAGCCUCUAGAACCGCAACAUCCAAACAAAUACAACCGGUUUGUCUCGGUCAAUGUUAAAAGAGAAGCAUCUGAUAUGGUGGAAGCUGGGCCUAAGACUGGGGAGGAAGCUGUUAAGGAAAAACAACGGACUUUAACCGCAAGGCCGUCGUUAAGAUCGCAAGCAUCUCAAGGGAUAACGAUUGGUAUCAAGAGAAAUUCAAUCUCGAUGGAAAGUAGUUCUUCUACCAGUCAAGUUCUUGACAACUACCCAAAUGCUGGCCAGCCCAUGGUGGCUGUCCGAUCCUCGUCUUCGACCUCGACCUCCGCCUCGCUAUUAUCCAAGUUUGUAUACAGAAGCAGGUAG
Naumovozyma castellii is the source of this 2130-nucleotide messenger RNA. It is a transcript of the gene EXO1, whose product is annotated as Rad2 family nuclease EXO1. The coding region runs from base 1 to 2130 and encodes 709 amino acids. NCBI's taxonomy places the organism in Eukaryota, Fungi, Ascomycota, Saccharomycetes, Saccharomycetales, Saccharomycetaceae. The record is from RefSeq and is a predicted model, not a curated record. The transcript has a single exon.